Messenger RNA from Aspergillus mulundensis, 960 nucleotides. RefSeq lists its product as uncharacterized. The record is from RefSeq and is a predicted model, not a curated record. Bases 1 to 960 code for a protein of 319 amino acids. Lineage: Eukaryota; Fungi; Ascomycota; Eurotiomycetes; Eurotiales; Aspergillaceae. The transcript is spliced from 3 exons.
AUGACUUCUCCAGCUCUCUCAAACCCGGAAUCACUUGAGGUCCUGACGCAGAUGGUAAAUCAAACGUUGAUCGAGACCGGCCGGUUUUUUCAAAAUAAAGGGUCCCUACAGUCUCGGUCUCAGCUGAAGCGAACUAUCCCUGCAGCACAGGAACAGUUUCAGUCAGCAUUAGAUAGCUUAUCCGAGCAAAUAUUUGUUGCCAAGGCAUUUCUGGAAAGAGACUAUGAUGUUAUCAAGGCGCGGAAAGCUGCCCUACGCAAGCGUCCCGCCGAUGAUGUUGUCAUGGGAAAGGCAGAUGCAAUGAGCGCUCCUCGAACCGUGCCUAUUCCGGAGCAAACGGCAGCAGCCGGGGCGGCUCCCGAUGGGAGCGAAUCCAAACCAAUCGUCAACGACGUGAAAAUAGAAGAGCAAACAGAUCUGAAUACAGAUCAGCUGGAAACGGCUAUUGCCCACACGAAAGAAGAGGAGCCACACGACGCCGGCGCUGCUCCCGCUCCCUCUGGCCAGGAUAUUGGGGGCUCGGAACAAAUAGUCUACGGCUCAGGACUGAACAACUCCGAGUCCAACGAGUUCGACCUUAACCUCGACUUUGGAGACAACGGAAAUGCAGGGAAUGAAGACUUCUUCAAUACGAACUUUGGCGACCCAAACGCUGACUCUAGCCUCGAAGGCGGGAAUAUUCAGAUGUCGAAUACCGAUCCUGGUCAGGAUCAUAAUGCCCUAGCAACAGGGGGUGACGCUUUCGACCUUGAACUGCAAAAGUUCGCUACUCAACCCGGCGAUCCAAAUGAGCAAUUUGGGGGUAGCACAGAUGAUAUUAUAGGUCCAGGAGAGUCCAGUUUUGACGACUUGUUUAUGGAGAGUGAGAAUAUGGGAGGAAACGAAACCGGAGACCAGGAUUUGCUAGGAGGCGAUGGGUUGAUGCAGCUUAAUGAGUUUGAUGAUACUUGGUUCACUUGA